GGAGAUAAUGUCUGCGUCAAGGAACGAAACAAGCGUCCCGAGGUUAUCGCUGAGCCGACAACACCGGAAUUCCAAAGGCAGCUUCAGGAGGCCGCUUCAGCGCUUGUCUUUGUUCAGAGUGCCGCCACAGAUCUUGUGACCAUAGGGUUCAAGUCGAAUGGGUGGAAGCAGGCAAGAUCAGGCAACUCGCAGAUGCUCGGUGAGGACAGCGCCAAGCGCCUCUCAAAGCCAUUCGAACCAAGGGGCGGGCAGACCAGACGAUCGAAUGGCGGUGAUGUGACGGAGGGCCCAUUGAUGCCGUCCAAGCUGCAGGUGGAUUGGCCGAUGCGGGAAACCCGAAAGUGA
Messenger RNA from Colletotrichum costaricense, 345 nucleotides. RefSeq lists its product as uncharacterized. The annotation marks the transcript as partial. The transcript has 3 exons. The record is from RefSeq and is a predicted model, not a curated record. Lineage: Eukaryota; Fungi; Ascomycota; Sordariomycetes; Glomerellales; Glomerellaceae.